AUGAACAUUACGCUAAAGAAGGAUAAGUUUGAGUACACGCUAGAAUCGCUACACUUCAUUGGACAUGUGUUGACAGCGAAUGGCCUCAAACCAGAUCCUGGCAAAGUUCACGCGGUGCUCAACAUGCCAACACCCAUCUCCCCAGCUGCAGUACAGAGACUGAAUGGAAUGGUUAAAUAUCUUGCCAAGUUUAUUCCCAGCCUGUCACAGUUAAAUGAACCAUUACGCAAACUCACUCACAAGAACCAACUUUGGAAUUGGUCACUAGAGUGUCAACAAGCUUUUGACAAUAUCAAACAAGCAUUGUCUCAGGCACCAGUUCUCAAAACUCUUGGCUCAGGUUUUCCUGAUCAAGGAACUGUUGAUCAAAUACCAGAAAGCAUCCAUCUUGCCGAUCUUGCAGUCCCUGAGAAACAGUUGCAAGAUAUUCAAACUGCUACGGCAAGUGACACAGGUUUACACACUGUCAAACGCCUGAUCACUUCGGGUUCGCCAGAACAUCGAAGUCAAGUCCCACCAGAAGCACAGCCAUAUUUUCACUGUAAACAUGAACUCUCCAUAUUGGACAAUAUAGUCUUCAAAGGAGACAGAUGUGUAGUUCCCCAAUCAGCUUGCGAAGCCAUAAGAAAAGAACUACAUAGCGCCCACCUUGGAGUAGAAAAUACACUUCGGUGCGCGAGAGAGACAGUUUUUUGGCCUGGAAUCACAGCUGAUUUGAAGGAAUUUUUGUCCAAAUGUGACAUAUGUAAUACAUUCCAAUCUGAGCAGCCAAAAGAACCACUGCUCCAUCAUGAACUUCCAGAUAGACCCUGGGAGAAGAUUGGAAUUGAUCUCAUGUCAUUGGUUGGUCAUCAAUACCUUGUAACGGUAGAUUAUUAUACUCACUAUUUCGAACUUGAUCAUAUGACAAACACAAACACAGAGUCUGUUGUUAAACGACUCAAGUGA
Messenger RNA from Anneissia japonica, 948 nucleotides. RefSeq lists its product as uncharacterized. Lineage: Eukaryota; Metazoa; Echinodermata; Crinoidea; Comatulida; Comatulidae. Bases 1 to 948 code for a protein of 315 amino acids. The transcript has 2 exons. The record is from RefSeq and is a predicted model, not a curated record.